AUGGCGUUCUCUCUGUACUCUCUGAUCCAGGCGGCUCUGCUCUGUGUGAACGCAGUCGCAGUUCUUCACGAAGACAGAUUCUUAAACAAAAUCGGCUGGGGUGUGGAUCAAGGCGUUGGAGGCUUCGGAGAUGACCCUGGGAUUAAAACACAGAUGAUGAACCUGGUGCGCUCUGUUCGAACGGUUAUGAGAGUUCCUUUGAUCGGCGUAAACUCCGUCUGUAUCGUUCUGUUGCUGCUGUUUGGAUGA
Molecule: messenger RNA, 249 nt
Organism: Knipowitschia caucasica
Lineage: Eukaryota; Metazoa; Chordata; Actinopteri; Gobiiformes; Gobiidae
Source: the annotation of a GenBank genome assembly